GGUUGCAGGACAAGCAUGCACGCUGUAGUAUACAGCUGCACACUGUGCGUGCGAAGAGAGCACGAGCAUGACUCAUCAGAAACUCAGCGCUUAAAAGGAGCCGCGCGCUCACUUCUCCGUCUGCACUCUGCACUUCCCUUCAAACAGAGUCAACAGCCACAGACGUUAUUCUUCAGUCUACGUAAGACGAUGGCUCCAUAUACGCUCACAUACUUCGCCGUUAAAGGCAGAUGUGGUGCUCUGAAGAUUAUGCUGGCUGACCUCGGGCAACAGUUGAAGGAGAACCUGGUGACCUUUGAUGAGUGGAUGAAGGGUGACCUGAAGAACAGCUGUGUCUUUGGACAGUUGCCUAAAUUUGAGGAUGGUGACCUGGUCCUGUAUCAGUCCAAUGCUAUGUUAAGACAUUUGGGUCGCAAACAUGGUGCAUAUGGGAAAAAUGACUCUGAGGCUUCUCUUAUUGAUAUGAUGAAUGAUGGUAUUGAAGAUCUUCGCCUGAAAUACAUAAAGCUGAUCUACCAGGAAUAUGAGACUGGUAAAGACGCAUACAUCAAAGAUCUGCCCAACCAUCUCUCCAAGUUUGAUGCCGUUUUGGCCAAAAACAAGUCUGGAUUCCUGGUUGGUGAUAAGGUCUCUUUUGCUGACUACAACCUGUUUGACUUGAUGCUGAAUCAUAAAGUCCUCUCCCCCACCUGUCUGGACUCAUUCUCUUCUCUCAAGGGCUUUGUGGAUACGAUGUCCGCUCGUUCCAAAAUCAAGGCCCUCCUUGAGUCUGAUGACUUCAAGAAACUUCCCAUCAAUGGCAAUGGCAAACAGUGAUUGUGUAGCCCACUAAUGAACACUUAAAGAUACAUUCUCAAACCAUGGCAGAACUCGCUGUUAAAAGGCUUAACUGGUGUGCCGUGAUUAGCAAAAUAUCCAUUGUCUUUGUAUAACUAUAUAUAUUUUGUAUGUUUAACCAUUUUUGAUAAUUUUUACAAACUGAAGUCUACAGUAUGUAUCAAUUAUAAAUAAAGCCCUAAUGCUUAAGAUGAAA
Molecule: messenger RNA, 1033 nt
Organism: Myxocyprinus asiaticus (Chinese sucker)
Lineage: Eukaryota; Metazoa; Chordata; Actinopteri; Cypriniformes; Catostomidae
Product: glutathione S-transferase P-like
Exons: 7
Coding region: 16-816 (266 amino acids)
Biological process (GO): glutathione metabolic process
Cellular component (GO): cytosol
Molecular function (GO): glutathione transferase activity
Source: RefSeq, a predicted model, not a curated record